ACCUUCCUCUCUACUUCAAGAACACACCCUUCCACAUACGUGAGGCUCCGACGUGAAAGGAUGGCAGACUCCAAAGGAGCCACACACAACAUCACCGCAGAACCGCCACAAGAACAGCACGGACAUGCACAAGAAUCCAUCGCCCCAAAUGUGACAACAACACCACCAACCCUCGACCACCUCACCAUAAUCGACUCCCAAGAAACCCGUCCCCCACGAACAAAAUUCCGCCUCGCCCUUAUCCUAUUAGCCCUUUACCUCGCCCUCUUCAUCGCCGCCCUCGACCACACAAUCGUCGCCACCGCAAUCCCCACAAUCUCCUCCGACCUCCAAUCCGCCUCCGGCUACUUCUGGAUCGGCUCCGCCUACCUCCUCGCCGACGCCGCAGCAGGUCCCAUCUGGGCCAAAAUCAGCGACAUCUGGGGCCGGAAACCCGCGCUCUUAUCCUCUGUUGCCUGGUUCUUCGUCGCGAGUAUUAUCGCCGCGAGAGCACAUAAUGUCGAAAUGUUAAUUUCUGCGAGGGCAUUGCAGGGGACUGCGGCGGGAGGGUUGAUUCAGUUGGUGAAUAUUACGAUUUCGGAUCUUUUUAGUAUGAGGCAAAGGACGUUGUUUUUGGGAAUGGUGAAUGUUGUCUGGGCUUUGGCUGGGGGGAUUGGGCCUUUGGUGGGUGGGGCUUUGGCGCAGUAUGUUAGUUGGAGGUGGAUCUUCUGGCUCAACCUCCCCAUCUGCUUCUGCAGUUUCGCCAUGCUCCUCAUCUGGCUCGACGUGCACAACCCCCGCACAAAACUCACCUCGGGCCUCAUAGCCUUCGACUGGCUCGGCACAAUCUCCAUCGUCGGCGUAGUCCUCAUGCUCCUCCUGGGCCUCGACUUCGGCGGCGUAGUUUUCCCCUGGAACUCCCCCACCGUAAUCUGCCUCAUAAUUUUCGGCGUCGUAAUGGCAGCUCUGUUCCUCUUCACCGAGAAAAAAAUCGCAAAAUAUCCUCUAAUGCCGUUAGAAAUUUUCAAGAACCGAUCCACGAGCGCGGCAUUUGCGGUUUGUUUUUGUCAUGGAACGGUUUUCAUUGCUGCGUCUUAUUAUAUGCCGCUUUAUUUUCAAUCGGUCAAACAAGCUGAUCCUCUUCGUUCUGGAGUUCUCAUCCUACCAUACGCGAUUCCGGAAGCUGUCAUGGGAAUCGUCAAUGGUUUCAUCAUGCUCAAGACAGGACAUUAUCGAGAAAUUAUCUGGGUGGGACUUGUGCUUCUCACAAUCGGAACAGGACUCUACAGCAGUUUGACAGAAUCCACAUCGCUGGCUACAGUCAUCGGAUUCGAAAUCAUUGUGGGAUUCGGAUCGGGUUGUCUUUUCGAAGCUCCACUUGUUGCAGUUCAAAGCACAACACCUCAAGACGAUACUGCAGCCGCUACAGCAACUUUCGGUUUCAUUCGGAAUGUCGCGACGGCAAUGUCUCUUGUCCUCGGCGGGGUAGUGUUUCAGGAUGGGAUGAACAAACGAAGUGGAGAACUAGAACGAGCAGGACUCGAUGGCACUUUGAUAGGCGCGUUCUCGGACAGCAAAGCAGCGGCGAAUGUGGAACUUAUCAAGACGAUUCAAGAUACGAUGCAGAGGGAAGUAGUGGAAGCGGCUUAUGCUUGGAGUAUUCGGCAUAUGUGGAUUAUGUACUGUGCGCUUUCUGGGACGGGUUUGCUGGUUUGUGUUUUUAUUGCGCAUCGGAAGCUUAGUACGGAGCAUACGGAGACUAAGACGGGGCUGAAGGGCAGAGUGCCUGCUGCACAGUCGCAGGUGUAGAGGUGGCUUUUAUCCUUGCCAAUCUUGAAGUCAUAUUCUCUUCACCUUGCCUUUGGUCUGCCCUGCUUCUUGCUCGAAGCUCGUACAUCGAUUGCGCGAUGUUGUGUAGUCUUUUCCAAAGGACGGUAAGAUGCACAGAUUUGUAUGGAUCUCAUUGAGAUCAACCAAUGUAAAAGGCAUGGACUUGCAGAAUCACGCGCCAGUCCAUGUAGAAGGCAUGAUUGCGCAUUACCUGUUCGAUUGCUAGUCGAACUUUCGCCAACCAUAUACGCCUCUUCCUCCUACGCUUC
This is a messenger RNA of Cercospora beticola, 2078 nucleotides long. RefSeq names its product MDR family MFS transporter. The record is from RefSeq and is a predicted model, not a curated record. NCBI's taxonomy places the organism in Eukaryota, Fungi, Ascomycota, Dothideomycetes, Mycosphaerellales, Mycosphaerellaceae. Gene Ontology annotation, molecular function: transmembrane transporter activity. Gene Ontology annotation, cellular component: plasma membrane. Gene Ontology annotation, biological process: transmembrane transport.